AUGGUAUCAGAUCUAACAGUAUGGAGAUGGCUUCUUUUUUGUAAUAGCAAUAAUGAUUGUGAAAGAGCAUGUGGUGGACUUGGAGAAUGUAAAUCUAAAUGUCCAAAUUUUUAUUUAAAAAAUAACCUUAAAAAUGAUUUUGACAUGCACAAAUGCGCAGUUCAGUUUAUUAUAAAAGUUAUGCAUUCUGACAUUAAAGAGCCUUUACCAGUACAGUUAGUUAUUAAAGAUACAUAUAGAUCAUUGUCAAUACCUGCAGCAGAACCAAAAUUAGGCAGAAUCAAUUUGAAUCUUCAAACUCGUAAUAUGGCAAUAGCUACACAUUGUAGACAUC
Messenger RNA from Racocetra persica, 334 nucleotides. Lineage: Eukaryota; Fungi; Glomeromycota; Glomeromycetes; Diversisporales; Gigasporaceae. The record is from the annotation of a GenBank genome assembly.